This is a messenger RNA of Racocetra persica, 745 nucleotides long. Lineage: Eukaryota; Fungi; Glomeromycota; Glomeromycetes; Diversisporales; Gigasporaceae. The record is from the annotation of a GenBank genome assembly.
AUGUCUCAGUAUACAAAUUCUUCUGGCGACAUAGAUCCCUUCGAAGCCCGGUUACAUUUUAAUUCCAUACUUAAAAAAAUAACUUCUAGCCAGCAAACUAUCCAAACAUGUACAACCUUUGCCCUUAGACAUCACAAGUAUUAUGAAGAUCUAUACCGAUGUAUUAUGGAAGUUAUGGAAAAUGCUACAAUUAUGACUAGAAUGAAUCUCUUUUAUUUUUUGGACAGUCUUUGUGUAAAAUCUAAAAAGGUUGAAUUCAACAAAUAUAUUGAAUAUAUUCAGCGUGAUUUGAAAAAGAUCGUUGUUGAUUACGUUUGUGAGAGGGAGGAUGGGUGUUUCAAUUUAGUUAAUACUUUAAAAGUUCUAAGUAAUUGGAAAGAAAAAAGCUAUUUUGAUGUCUCAGUUAUUGAAAGUGCAGAACGCGUUCUAUUAGACUGGAAGAAAGAGCCGAAUUACCCUUCGAAAUUAAAAUUAUCAAAGCAUGAUAUUUUGAAAAGAAUAGAAGAAGACCGAGAAAGGGCGAAGCAUCUUCGAGAAGAUAUUUGGUGGGUGGACAAAAGCAUCCCGGAUGGUGAGGCUCUUAGCUUAUGGGAAGAAUGUUCAGAUCUAGACAAGAAUGAUUAUUUGGAAAUCUUGACAGAAAAUUUCAAAUACCAACCAGAUUAUCCGUGGCUAGAUGUAUAUAAAAAGGUAAAAUUAUGGAACGAAGAACAAAAGCAAUUAGAAGAAGAGGAAUUGAAGGCGC